UUAUUUUUUAUGCCGUCUGUAUUUUCCACCGACCAAACGUUAGUACGUAAUCUAUUUGAUCUCUGAAAGCAUCAAUGUAAAUAGGACCAAAGGGCAAAAAAAAAUAUGAGGAAGUGAAUAGAGUAUACAUGUUGUGUUGAACGCAGUCUUUAUCUUGGAACGAGUCAGUGAAUGAAUGAAUGUUGUUGGAAUGAAAUCAAUUACAGCUGCCCUAGUGAAAAGCCAACAGUUAGAAUUCAAAUGCGACGUACAAAUUCCGGUUCCAUGGGGACAUAUGUCAGCAAAAGUCUGGGGACCUGACCAUGGAAUACCUGUUCUAGCGGUUCAUGGACUGAUGGACAAUGCAGGAUCAUAUGACACAUUAGCUCCUCUUUUACCUGCAAACAUACAUCUUGUUUGCCUUGAACUUUGUGGACAUGGAUACUCAUCUUCAUAUCCGCCUGGAGUUGUCCUUCAUUAUUUUGACCAUGCCUAUCACGUUAAGCUUGUAGUCGAUUACUUUAAAUGGGAUAAAGUGGUCUUACUUGGUCAUAGCAUUGGAGCCAUCACACUUUUUCUGUUUGCAUCCCUAUUUCCCGAAAAUGUCAGUAGGAUGAUCAGCUUGGAUUUAGUCAAACCGUUCUCAGUAUCUGUGAAAAAACUUCCUGUUAUCAUGAGAGGCAUCAUAACACAAAUGCAAGGAUUUUCAGAAGUUGGACCGCCACUAACAGUACAAUAUAAAGAGGCGCGUCAAAGCAUCGUCGAUAAUUACAAGGGGUCAGUUGACGAGAAGGCUGCCGACAUUCUUUUAGUUCGUAGCUUGAAAAAGAAGGCUGAUGCUGAAGAUGCUUACGAAUUGCCAAACGAUUUACGCAUACUAGUCCGAACACUCACUCUCUCCGAGGAACAAAUCAAAGUGUUGGUUACAAACAUCCGUUGCCCUUUACUCAUCAUUCGAGCUACUAACGGGCUAAAGAAUUUUACCGAGGACGUCUUAAAAGAAUAUCUCAACAUUUAUAAAUCAUCCAGCGCUGAUUUCCGAAUUGUCAAUGUAGCCGGAAGUCAUCAUGUUCACCUUACCCAUCCUGAGCGAGUUGCUCCCCAUAUCCGUGAAUUUCUACUACCUCUUACAAGUCUUCGUACUAGCAAACUCUAAUAACGGGUCAGAGAUGUUUUAGAUCACUCAGUGUAUUUUUUUUUACAGUAGAAUAUCUUUUUGAAAUGGUAUAACACGAUGGAAAAUUUUUUGGAAAAUGUAGCAUUAAAUGUGGGACUAGCGGAUAAGGUUGGCUGAAUCCAAUUGACUACGUGCGGUUUGGAACCCCGCCUUGUGCGAGUUUGAAUGAUGGGCGGUUUCGUUCCAGUGCCAUAAACACAAAAGCUCAUCGACUCCCAUUGUUACCAAUUGACUGCUGUUGACGGAUGCGGCCAUGCUGACAAUACCUUCUUCAUGCUCUAAAAUGCAAACAAGCCAAAUGAAAAUCGAAGCUGAUGAUAAACGUAUCAAAGUAGAUCAAAUUUUCCUACGGCCUAGUUCCAGUAUAGGAUUUAGUUUAUCAGAAUUGAAUUUCCACAGCUGAACUGAGCUUUCUUUUCCGUGCAUCUAUUUUUUAAAAAGAAAAAGGUCAUUCAAUUUUUGUUAAACUUAAUUUGCCGUGUAGUACCGCGUGGCUCUCCGUCGCAUCUUGAAGACUGGAAUGGUGUGACGAAGCAACCUGUUUCAGCUGUGCGUUGAAAUGGAUACCCGAAAUUUCCGAAGCACAUUCAAAGUCGCCCACUAGCAUUCCUGUGGCCGUGUCUUCCACAAUUCAAUUUAAUAGUUUUUCAUCUGUCUGAUAGUUUAAACCUGUUAGUGUGUAACUUACUUUGAAUGCAGAUGCUAGGUCGAGGAAAACUGGAACCGCAAAACAGAAUGCUUGGUUUCCAAGAACACCAAUUCACAACCUGCGUUUUAUAGUCGAAGCAAGAUUAGAUUAGCUGAACCAACGGAGAAAAAAAAGAUGGACGACGGACAUCCCAUAAACAGGUGAAUCCAGAUUCGCAGCCCCCAGCAAAUAGGUGGCCGUUGGUAGACCAGGAGAGGCAAUUGACACUCGAACGCGAUUUUAGGGAUAAAAUGGGUUCAGGGGACUCUCCACCAGUUUGGCGGAGGUCAUAAAUCCGAACGCCGUGUCCUACGGUGCCGCUGUUAGAAGAAGAAAAUAAAGCACGCCAAAAAAGGAAACCGCUGCCUUGUUCAGAUUCGUCAGAAUUGCACACAGCGACCUAGAUCUACUCUUUCUGUUUUGUUUUAUGACCCACUUAGAAACGUGAAAUAAAAAAGUACAGUUUAAA
Messenger RNA from Daphnia carinata, 2313 nucleotides. RefSeq names its product probable serine hydrolase. The transcript has 5 exons. Lineage: Eukaryota; Metazoa; Arthropoda; Branchiopoda; Diplostraca; Daphniidae. Bases 176 to 1135 code for a protein of 319 amino acids. The record is from RefSeq and is a predicted model, not a curated record.